Messenger RNA from Myripristis murdjan (pinecone soldierfish), 2156 nucleotides. Its product is annotated as melanopsin-A-like. Lineage: Eukaryota; Metazoa; Chordata; Actinopteri; Holocentriformes; Holocentridae. Gene Ontology annotation, biological process: visual perception; G protein-coupled receptor signaling pathway. Gene Ontology annotation, cellular component: membrane. The coding region runs from base 58 to 1725 and encodes 555 amino acids. The transcript has 10 exons. The record is from RefSeq and is a predicted model, not a curated record. Gene Ontology annotation, molecular function: G protein-coupled receptor activity.
GGCAAACUGCUGUCUUCAGCAAUAGAAGGCUGGCACUCCCGACGAGGUGUUUGAACCAUGUGGUCCACUGAGAGCAUGGAGCCGGAGAAAACACACACCCAGAGUAGCUUCUUCAACAAGGUGGAUGUGCCUGACCAUGCUCACUAUGUUGUUGCCUUCUUUGUUUUUGUCAUCGGGACGCUGGGCAUCACUGGGAAUUCCCUGGUUAUGUUCGCCUUCUAUAGUAACAAGAAGCUUCGCAACCUGCCUAACUACUUUAUAAUGAACCUGGCAGUCAGUGACUUCCUCAUGGCCUUCACCCAGUCCCCCAUCUUCUUCAUCAACUGCCUCUACAAGGAAUGGGUGUUUGGAGAAAUGGGCUGUAAAAUGUAUGCGUUCUGUGGAGCCUUGUUUGGUAUUGCCUCAAUGAUCAACUUGUUGGCCAUCUCUAUUGACCGCUACCUGGUUAUCACCAAGCCCCUGCAGGCCAUACACUGGAGCUCCAAACGAAGGACCAGCCUGGCCAUCCUGUUAGUCUGGCUCUACUCGCUGGCCUGGAGUCUUGCUCCUUUGCUUGGCUGGAGCUCCUACAUCCCAGAGGGCCUGAUGACAUCCUGCACAUGGGAUUAUGUCACAUACUCGCUGGCCAAUAGGAGCUACACCUUGAUGCUGUGCUGUUGUGUUUUCUUCAUUCCACUGGGAAUCAUUUUUUACUGCUAUCUUUUCAUGUUCCUGGCUAUACGCAAGACCAGCAGGGAAGUGGAGCGACUGGGGACUCAGGUGAGGAAGUCCACCCUGAUCCAGCAGAAGUCCAUCAGGAGUGAGUGGAAGCUGGCCAAGAUUGCCUUUGUCGUCAUUGUGGUUUAUGUCCUCUCCUGGUCACCGUACGCCUGCGUCACACUGAUUUCCUGGGCAGGGCAUGCCAACAUCCUGUCGCCGUACUCUAAAGCUGUGCCUGCUGUCAUUGCGAAGGCCUCGACUAUCUACAAUCCUUUCAUCUAUGCCAUCAUACACACCAAGUACAGGAUGACCCUGGCAGAGAAGUUUCCCUGUCUUUGGUUUCUGUCUCCCACCCCUCGGAAGGAAUGCAUCUCCUCGUCUGUCAGCGAGUCGUCUUUCAGGGAUUCCAUUAUUAGUCGACAGUCCACAGCAUCCAGGACUCACUUUGUUACAGCAUCCUCCGAUUCUACUGACACGGUAUUAGGGGAUGUAGAGAUGGACCCUUUGGCAAGGAAAUCAGGCGAUUCCUUCCGAAGGCUGUCAUCCAACAGUCAGUCCAGCAGAGACAAGUUGUGUAAGAAACAACUAGAGCAGAAGACAACCAAGACCCAUGCAGCAGACAAGCACCUAUCUACCAUGAGGGAGGCGGCAGGCACCUGUGAGCAUGAGCUAGUCUCCAGCUCCCUCACCAUGGCCACUGUCCCACUAUUGGUCCUUACAAGGAGACGGAGCCAGAGUCUGACCAGUGGGAUCUCAAAUGCCAGGGAAGAGGAAGACAGCAUUGGCAGUGGAGUGAGCAGCCACAAGAGUGACUCUGUCAACUCGCUGAAUUUUGAAAGGAUUCAGCCCUCUGACCAGAAGCUUCCUCUGAGUGUUCCACGCAUCAUCGUCAUCAGUCCUACGUCUGAGAGCAGCCUGACCAAUCAGGAGAGCAUCUACUUGGAAGAGAUAUCUGCAGGGAACAAUGUUGUGGUCAGUCUAAACCACUCAUCAGAAGUGCUGGAGACAGAGAUGUUCCCCUCUUGACUACCUAGUCAAGUUUUAGGACUCUGAUGAGCCCUUUGUCCGUUGUUACUUGUUGGCAGAAAAAAAGUGAAUCUUGGUUAAUCUCAGUCUGCACCAUCCUUCUCCUUAUUUCUGGUCAGGCUUGUAUUGGCUAUGGAUAGACUGUACCAGAUCAUCGCAAAAACCCUCCAAUUCUAACUGUUCAUUUGCUAUUUGCUGUGCUUUACAUCUGCCUUUGGCCUUGCUGUUUCAUCCUGAGGAACAAAUCCCUUUCCCCCCUUUUUUCCCAUGAAUGACUUUUAGACGUUUCUCAAAAACAUUUGAAAGCCUUCAAGGACAGGAUAAUCUCUUAUAAACCAGCUGCUGUGCAUAGCCUGAUACUCCUGAAUUUACAUUACACUAUGUUGCUAAUAAAAGCGGAGGACCUAGUUCCAGUUUUUGAAGCUAUAGCU